Molecule: messenger RNA, 1041 nt
Organism: Oncorhynchus mykiss (rainbow trout)
Lineage: Eukaryota; Metazoa; Chordata; Actinopteri; Salmoniformes; Salmonidae
Source: RefSeq, a predicted model, not a curated record
ACAUGAGCCCUCCCUCAAACACUCAUGACAGAACCCGGUCUUCCUCUGCUACAGCAAGGGUCAGGGGCAACACUGCGACCAACACAACCAUAUACCACAGUCUUUGAGCAGAGACCUGCAAGCUAAACCUACAGACUCAUCCUAUAGCGACAUUGCGGGAUAACCCUUAAUUGGUGUUCAGCAUGGCCAAUCACACCAGCGUCCUGAGAUGCAUCCUGCUACUGCUAUUGGCCGUCACUCUGGCCUCGGCUUUGAGAACAUUGGACACGAAUGAAGAGCUGGAGAAGACUGGCUUCGGGACCCCGCCCCCUCGCCACGGCCUCAAACUACUCCUCUGGUAUGUCCAGACCUGCAUCGACAACAACAUGGUGUCUCUCUGUGACCCCAGGGAGGGAGCAUACGGGUUCCAUAUGUUCAAGAACUAUAAACUGUUACUCCCCAAACUGAAAGACCAGAACCUGUACACCUACUACACCAUUGGUAACCUCCAUUCCCACGGUGCAGAGAACCUGCCCUAUGAAGUGAGGCGGUACUACGACAAGGACAACCUCCUCAGCAACCAGGACAGGGUGUUGGUGAAGUACAACCAGAACAACAAUCACAUCGACAAGAUCUACAUCUCAGAGCACUACAAGCAACGCAAGACCUACAUGAUCGGGCCCAAUCUUCUCUCCUCUCUCAGACAGCCCAGCUGUCUUGCAAUGAUAUGAUGUAUGAAUAUAAAAUCUGUACAUUAUGCUUUUCACUGUUGUUUUUCUUGCCACAAACCUGAUGGCAUUACUAAACCUGUAAUAUGUCAACCUGACUUCAUUGGUGAUGUGUUCACUGUAACUUUCUGUUUCCUUUACAGACACGCUAUAGAAAUGCAUUUUUACAGACAGAACAUUGCGAUCCUGAGUGCACUGAAAUCAAGUUAAUUUAUGUCUGCUAUAAUGCAGGUCAGUUUAGCACAUUGACAAAUGUCCUUGUUCAAUCAUUCCUAUUGAUGUUGAUUCAACUGAUGACUACAACAUGACUAUAAAAUGUGAACGUAAUGCAAAA